Messenger RNA from Pterocles gutturalis (yellow-throated sandgrouse), 897 nucleotides. Its product is annotated as serine/threonine-protein phosphatase 2B catalytic subunit alpha isoform. The annotation marks the transcript as partial. The record is from RefSeq and is a predicted model, not a curated record. Lineage: Eukaryota; Metazoa; Chordata; Aves; Pterocliformes; Pteroclidae. Gene Ontology annotation, cellular component: cytosol; cytoplasm; calcineurin complex. Gene Ontology annotation, molecular function: calmodulin-dependent protein phosphatase activity; calmodulin binding. The transcript is spliced from 8 exons. Gene Ontology annotation, biological process: calcineurin-NFAT signaling cascade.
UUUGUGGAGACAUCCACGGCCAGUUCUUUGACUUGAUGAAACUGUUUGAAGUGGGAGGUUCUCCUGCCAACACGCGAUAUCUCUUCCUGGGGGACUACGUGGACAGAGGGUACUUCAGCAUUGAAUGUGUGCUGUACUUGUGGGCCUUGAAAAUCCUUUACCCCAGAACACUCUUUUUACUUCGUGGGAAUCAUGAAUGUAGACAUUUAACAGAGUAUUUCACAUUUAAGCAAGAAUGUAAAAUCAAAUAUUCAGAACGUGUGUAUGAUGCCUGCAUGGAUGCCUUCGACUGCCUUCCCUUGGCUGCUCUGAUGAACCAACAAUUCCUGUGCGUACACGGUGGCUUGUCUCCAGAGAUCAACACCUUAGAUGACAUCAGAAAAUUAGAUCGAUUCAAGGAACCACCUGCAUACGGACCUAUGUGUGACAUCCUGUGGUCAGACCCGCUGGAGGACUUUGGGAACGAGAAGACUCAGGAACACUUUACUCACAACACAGUCAGGGGCUGCUCGUACUUCUACAGUUACCCUGCUGUAUGUGAAUUCCUACAGCACAAUAACUUGUUAUCUAUACUCCGAGCUCACGAAGCCCAGGAUGCUGGGUACCGUAUGUACAGGAAAAGCCAAACAACAGGCUUCCCUUCACUAAUCACAAUUUUUUCUGCACCAAAUUAUCUAGAUGUAUACAAUAACAAAGCUGCAGUAUUGAAAUAUGAGAACAACGUUAUGAAUAUCAGACAGUUCAACUGCUCUCCUCAUCCGUACUGGCUUCCAAACUUUAUGGACGUGUUCACCUGGUCCUUGCCGUUCGUGGGUGAGAAAGUGACAGAGAUGCUGGUAAAUGUGCUGAACAUCUGCUCAGAUGAUGAAUUGGGGACAGAGGAAGACGGGUUUGAUG